AUGAGUAACUCAUUACCAUCAAUUGACCCAAGAAUUCCAGAUGCAGAGUUCUUAAAUGUGUUUAAUGAAUUUGAGAACGACGUUAAAAACGAAAUCAAAGUUGAAAAUGAAUAUCGUAUUCCGGCAAUUCUUGCUAUUUUAAUAGGAUCAAGAUCAAUAGAUUAUUUCCCAACAUUUCUUGAUGAAGCUGUUAGUUCUGGCAUUACAAUCACACAAAUCAAAGAAAUAAUUUAUCAAGGCAUUAUGUUAAUUGGAAUGGCACAUGUUUAUCCAUUCCUUAAAAUCGUUAAUGAACAUUUCAAUAUCUCUGAACCGGCAGAUCAUCAUUCUACGGUUACAAAAGAAAAUAGAAAAGAAAAAGGUAUCGAGAAAUUGAAUGAAUCAUUUGGAUUUAUAAUGAACGGUCUCCCUGGAUUAGGACCAAUGAGUGACUGGCUCAUGAAAUAUUAUUAUGGUGAAUUGUACACAAGGGAUAUUUUAUCAAUGAGACAAAGGGAACUUAUACUUUUAUGCUUUUUAUCUGUUCAUGGUGAUUCUUAUAUGGCAUUAUCUGCUCAUGUUAUGAGCAACAUUAACGUUGGAAACGAUAAAGAGUUUCUUAAGAAUGUUUUUUAUUCCCUUGUACCAUAUAUGGGAUCUGUAAAGGCUUAUAAUGCGAUAAAAUGUAUUGAUGACUGGAAAUCACCUGUUCAUUCAGAUUAA
Trichomonas vaginalis G3 is the source of this 702-nucleotide messenger RNA. Its product is annotated as 4-carboxymuconolactone decarboxylase family protein family. The transcript has a single exon. The coding region runs from base 1 to 702 and encodes 233 amino acids. NCBI's taxonomy places the organism in Eukaryota, Parabasalia, Trichomonadida, Trichomonadidae. Gene Ontology annotation, molecular function: peroxiredoxin activity. The record is from RefSeq and is a predicted model, not a curated record.